Molecule: messenger RNA, 1485 nt
Organism: Rhodofomes roseus
Lineage: Eukaryota; Fungi; Basidiomycota; Agaricomycetes; Polyporales; Fomitopsidaceae
Product: kinase-like protein
Exons: 3
Coding region: 1-1485 (494 amino acids)
Biological process (GO): protein phosphorylation; intracellular signal transduction
Cellular component (GO): cytoplasm
Molecular function (GO): protein serine/threonine kinase activity; ATP binding
Source: RefSeq, a predicted model, not a curated record
AUGGUGCUCGAGCAGGGGACCGUGUUGCGGAGCACGUCCUUGUCGGUGCGGCUGGAGCGUGUGCUGGGCCAGGGUGCGUUCAGCAGCGUGUGGCUCGCGCGGGAUAUCGAGGGGCAGGUCGGCGUCCUGGAGCUGACGCGCAAGACCAGUCUGCUCCGGAGCAAGAGUCAGAAGCGGGGGCGACGGCUGGAGGGGACGAGACCAAAGACGAGUGGGACCCGCCCGAAGGGCCCUGUCUAUAUGCAGCGCGAGAAGAGGGUGAACGUGCGUGAGCGAGAGGGGAGCGAUGAGAGCGUGGUGCUGGAGGACGCGGAUGCGACGCCGAGGCUGGACGGGCUCGCCGCGGCGAUGCGGAGGCAGCAGGAGGGGCGGCUGGUCGCGGUGAAGAUGACGGAACGGACGUUGUGCGAGAAGAACUCGCGCUCGAGGGUGAGCUUCGUGCGCGAGGUUGAAAUCCUGCGGCAUAUCGCCCACCCGUCUAUUGUCUCCUAUGUGCAUUCAUUCAGCACGCCGGCGCACCAUUGUCUCGUGCUGGAGUACGUCGGCGGCGGCGAGCUGUUCGACCUGACCGACAACCCCGAGAGCCACGCGCGGCUGGACGAGCCGCUCCUCCGGCGGAUGUUCGGCGAGCUGUGCAAGGCCGUCGGCUGGAUGCACGGCGUCGGGCUCGUCCACCGCGACAUCAAGCUCGAGAACAUCCUCCUCACCGCAUCCCCCUUCGCCUCCCCCCUCCCCGCGCCACACGCCCCGCUGAUCAAGCUCUCGGACUUCGGCCUCUCGCGCUUCAUCGACCCCGCGCAGCCGCUGCUCACGACGCUGUGCGGCUCCGAGUCGUACGCGGCGCCGGAGCUCGUCACCGGGCGGCCGUACGACGGGCGCGAGACGGACGCGUGGGCGUGCGGCGUCGUCCUGUACGCGCUCGCCGCGCGCCGCCUGCCGUUCGACCUGGUGGUGUCACGUGAGCGCGAUGCGCGCGGGGAUGCCGCGGCGAGGGUCUCCGCGAAGGGCCCGGCGGCCGCGAACAGCAGGGCGGAGCGGAGGGCGCUGUUGAUGCGCAUCGCGAAGGCGGAGUAUGCGUGGCCGGAGGAUGGGCCGUCGAGCGGGGGUGGGGAGGGUGAGGGUGAGGGUGGGGCGAGGCUUGCGGGGGCGAGGCUCGCGCGGAGUGUGGGGGUGCGGCGAGUGGUGGAGCGGUUGCUUGUGAGGAACCCCGGGAAACGCGCGAGGGUUAUCGACCUUUGGGAGGAGGAGUGGAUGCGCGGGGACGGCGCGCCCCUCGCGCCCCAGGCUGUCGUGCAUGGCGUUGGGAAGGAUGGCGAACCCGUGGAGGCAAGGACUGACCCAGACGCGACGCCCGUGCCGGCACAGAUCGUGGAGGCGGGGCCUGAGGUGGCUAUGGAUGGAGACGCGGAAGUCGAAGACGACGAUGGCCUGAUUGUGGAUGAGCAAGACAUCGGACCGGGCAGCGUCGCGCACCAGGAACACUAG